AAGUACCUUUGACAGCUCUCGGUUCCUCGAAUGUUAAAUUUGUUGUGAAAUUUUUUUUAGUUUUUUAUUGGAUUGGUUUUACUUUACUAAAUUAUAAGUAAUUAAUUUUUGUAUGUUUCGUUCACGAAAUUUCUAAGUAAAUAAAUACUAAACAUGCCAACGGAUGCUUAUUGCGCGGACUCAUGGAAGAGGUCCAAAAGGCGAGACAUAUUAUGGUACCGAGAACAUCUGAUGCCGGCGCUUCUUGCGGCUAAAGAGAACAGGGUUCGGGAUAUAGAUGCCACCAUCGGCAUUGCACAGCAAUUGUUGGAUUUAUAUGACGAGAAAGUGAAGGCACCAACACAAGUUCUUCCUCAUGAAGUUGAACAAAGUGAUGACAUUAGCCUUAUGAAACCAGUUGAACCCGAGGUUUUGGACCUAUUGUAUGGGAGCACUGAGAAAGGAGCAGGAGAAGUAUACCUCAAGAGGAGGUAUAAAAAGCCACCAGAAGAUAGGUUUCAUUUCCGCCUGCAAACAAGUUGGGACUACGGCUGGCGACAGAAGCAGAGUAAGAUGUCGGCGCGCGACGUGAACCACGGUCGCUGCGCCAUCUUGCGGGACACGUUCUACCGCAAGAACAACUUAGCGCCCGACCCCGGACAUUACUCGCAGCCAGCCGGCGCACAGUUCACCGUGUGCAGUGAAUAUUCGUGCAAUUUCAAUUAGUUAUAACAAAAACUAUAGUUUCAUAAUCAAUAAAUUUUGCAUUCACAAACA
This is a messenger RNA of Leptidea sinapis, 756 nucleotides long. RefSeq lists its product as uncharacterized. Lineage: Eukaryota; Metazoa; Arthropoda; Insecta; Lepidoptera; Pieridae. Bases 154 to 705 code for a protein of 183 amino acids. The record is from RefSeq and is a predicted model, not a curated record. The transcript is spliced from 3 exons.